Molecule: messenger RNA, 1215 nt
Organism: Penicillium cosmopolitanum
Lineage: Eukaryota; Fungi; Ascomycota; Eurotiomycetes; Eurotiales; Aspergillaceae
Product: short chain dehydrogenase/reductase family protein
Exons: 6
Coding region: 1-1215 (404 amino acids)
Source: RefSeq, a predicted model, not a curated record
AUGGACCCCCACUCUUUUCCCGAUCCGCGCGCCCAAUUCCCCUCGCAUAACGGUCCUCGAGUAUGGCUGAUCACGGCGGGCGAUUCGCCAAUUGGUAUCUCAGUUUCCCGACAAGCCCUCAUGCAUGGCGACUAUGUACUGCUAGGCCUGGCACAUACAAUUCUUGAUCGCGACGAGCGCCGCAGAAAUGGCUUCGAUGCAUUUCUCGCCGAAGUGGACGAACAUCGCGAUGAGGGGUGGAAGCAGCGCAUGAAGACGGUUCCCUCAGACAUCAGAAUGAUGGGUGAAUGCCAGGCGAUCGUUGCCGAAACCGUCGCUGCAUUUGGGCGUAUAGAUAUCUUACUCUGCUGCACCAGUCAAACUCUCGUCGGUACUGUCGAAGAACUCUCCGCCUCUCAGCAAACCAUGAAUCUCGUCCGCGAUCAAUUCGAAAUCAACUACUUCGGUCCACUGAAUAUAAUCAAAGCCGCAUUACCACACAUGCGAAGAGAGCAUGCCGGACAUAUAAUGAUCCUAUCAGGAAUCACGGCGCAUAUCGGCACCCCCGGACUCGGCAUGUACUGCGCAGCCGGUUGGGCAUUGGAAGGAUUCUGCGACCAUCGAAAUAGGCAUCCUAACGAACCUAGUAACAAGCGUCCCACCAAUCUUCCCCGCCUACUCACCAGCAAACAACCACGCCCCUCUCUUCCGCGGAAUCCUAAACCACCUCGUCCCCGUCUCCCAGACGCCCAAUCCGAAGGCGUAUCCCCGGUCUCCGCCAACCCCGAUCCCAAUUCCAAUUCCAAUUCCAACCGCAACCGCUCCAACACGCAAGAGUCAUCAGAAAACUCAAACCCAAACUCCCGCGUCAGCUCAAUCGAAAACGGACCCUUCUCCGUCCCAGAAAUCGUCUCAAUGCAUCCACCACUCAGCUCAGCACAUCUGGAAGUCCUAGUUUCCGAGACCGUGUACGCGAUCACUUCGAUUGGGGGCCAUGAGAAUCCGCCGUCAAGACAUAUUGUUGGUCAGGAAGGUGUUGCUAGUAUUAAGGAGAAACUUAAGACUGUUAGUGAGGAGUUGGAGGAUUUUAUCCAGGCUAGUUUUGCUGUAGAUGUUGCUGUUGAUUCUGAUCCGACGCUGCCUGCUUUGGGGUCUUUUAAUUCCGAAAAUAAGAUGAAGACCUUGGGAGAAAAGAAAGUAGACAGUGCCCGCGAAUUGCCCGAAUUUGAAACCUAG